UAUAACUUAUUGCUACUUUUAAUAUAUAUUUUGAACUUUAGUUAUUAUUGCUUUAAAGUUAAAAUGUCUUGGUGCCGAGCAGUAUGGUUGGAGGGAUCAACAAAAGAAGAGCUGACAAUCCCGUCAGUUUGGAUUGAAGGAACAGUAAAUGAAAAACAGUUUGUGAGGUGGCCCAAUGGUAUCAAUGUUUUAAAAGCAUGUAAACAGCAGGCAAUACCACAUAAUGAUUGAUUUUCCUUUCCACUCCUUAAGGAAAAAUGUCGUCAUACUGUAUGUCCUGAAGAGCCCAUGUUUAUUAGAGCUAGAUCGCAAUCCCCUUACGAUGUAUCUUCACAUUGUUCUGCUUUUCCAAAUCCUGGUUGUCCCCCUCUUGCUAUUACAGAGCCACGUUCUAAGCAAGCAGUUUCAAAAUCAUUUGGUUUCAAAACUUCAAAGAGUUCAGCAAUAAUAUCUUCUGAUUCCAAAACUUCUUCUAUCUUUUCAGCGUCUGCUGUUAAGUCCUGUCAAUCACAAUUUGUAUCGUCUGUAGUAAAAUCUACAGAUAAUACAUAUUCUAAAAUCCCUGUAAGUAAGUUCCUACAAAUGACUUCAAGUUCAGUAAACCUACCAUCUUCCUCCAAACAAGUUACAAUGCCACCAGUAAAAGCAACUCAAUUUACUAAAACCUCGAUAUCUAAAUUUCCUCUUCCUGAAACUAAAUUUCAAUAUAAAGUAAUUCAUUUGCUCACUCAAAUUCUUGAGGAGCAGUGCAAGAUAUCGACACAGGAACCUGAACAUUCUUCAUAUCAUGUGCAGAAGUUCGAUAAUUUAGAGGAGUUUCAGGUUUUUGAUGAUGAACUUUCUGAUGUUGCAAAAUGUCUACUUUUAAAAAGACAGUUAACAAUGGUUGGUGGAAAUUCGUGUCAUGCAAAUGUCAAAGCCAUACUUUCUAAACUCAUGACAAACAAGUUGAUGGCAUGUUACAACAUGAAUGGAAAAAAUAAAAAAUCAUUCAUAAAAACAAAAGUAUUCAGAUUCAUUGUGGAAAGCAUGCCAAAGUACAAAUUAAAUGAAUUGCACCAAGCUAUUGGCAACGUUUUAAAACGUGCUCCCGACAGAAAAGAUGGUGGUGGGCGUGGCUGUAGAGCAGAAGAUGAACAAGAUUUUUAUAACAAUAAAUCUCAAUGAUCUUUAA
Hydra vulgaris (swiftwater hydra) is the source of this 1174-nucleotide messenger RNA. NCBI's taxonomy places the organism in Eukaryota, Metazoa, Cnidaria, Hydrozoa, Anthoathecata, Hydridae. The record is from RefSeq and is a predicted model, not a curated record.